AUGAACAAGCUGUACAUCGGGAACCUAAACGAGAGCGUGACUCCGGCCGACUUGGAGAAAGUCUUCAACGACCACAAGAUCUCUUUCAGCGGGCAGUUCCUGGUUAAGUCCGGCUAUGCCUUUGUGGACUGCCCCGACGAACAGUGGGCCAUGAAAGCCAUCGAAACUUUUUCGGGGAAAGUGGAGCUGCAUGGAAAACAGCUAGAGAUUGAACACUCAGUACCUAAAAAGCAAAGGAGCCGGAAGAUUCAAAUCCGAAAUAUCCCACCCCAGCUGCGAUGGGAGGUUCUGGAUGGCUUGCUAGCACAAUAUGGCACUGUAGAAAACUGUGAGCAAGUGAACACAGACAGUGAGACCGCUGUGGUUAAUGUCACCUACACAAACCGGGAGCAGACCAGGCAAGCCAUCAUGAAGCUGAACGGGCACCAGCUGGAGAACCACGUGCUGAAGGUCUCCUACAUCCCUGAUGAGCAGUCAGUGCAGGGCCCAGAGAAUGGGCGCCGGGGUGGCUUUGGGGCCCGAGGUGCCCCCCGGCAGGGUUCCCCUGUCACAGCAGGAGCUCCAGUCAAGCAGCAGCCCGUGGACAUCCCGCUCCGUCUACUGGUGCCCACACAGUAUGUGGGUGCCAUCAUUGGCAAAGAAGGGGCCACCAUCAGGAACAUUACCAAGCAGACACAGUCCAAGAUUGAUGUUCACCGUAAGGAGAACGCAGGAGCUGCAGAAAAAGCCAUCAGCAUCCACUCCACCCCUGAGGGCUGCUCUGCUGCCUGCAAAAUGAUCUUGGAGAUCAUGCAGAAGGAGGCAAAGGACACAAAGACAGCUGAUGAAGUGCCUCUGAAAAUCUUGGCCCAUAACAACUUUGUGGGGCGCCUGAUUGGCAAAGAAGGGCGAAACUUGAAGAAAGUGGAGCAGGAUACGGAGACAAAGAUCACCAUUUCAUCCUUGCAGGACCUGACCCUGUACAACCCUGAAAGAACGAUCACAGUGAAGGGCUCCAUCGAGAACUGCUGCAAAGCAGAGCAGGAGAUCAUGAAGAAAGUGAGAGAAGCCUACGAGAACGAUGUCGCGGCCAUGAGCCUGCAAUCUCAUCUCAUCCCUGGCCUUAACCUGGCUGCUGUCGGCCUCUUCCCUGCCUCCUCCAAUGCAGUACCUCCUCCUCCCAGCAGCGUCUCCGGGGCUGCUCCAUACAGCUCCUUCAUGGUAGUGGUUCUGUGUCCUCAGCCUCCCGAGCAGGAGACCGUACACGUCUUCAUCCCUGCCCAAGCAGUCGGUGCCAUCAUUGGCAAGAAGGGCCAGCACAUCAAGCAGCUCUCCCGGUUCGCAAGUGCCUCUAUUAAGAUUGCACCCCCGGAGACGCCGGACUCCAAAGUGCGCAUGGUGGUCAUCACAGGCCCUCCAGAAGCUCAGUUCAAGGCACAAGGCAGGAUUUAUGGGAAGCUGAAGGAGGAGAACUUCUUUGGGCCGAAGGAAGAAGUGAAGCUGGAGACACACAUCCGUGUCCCUGCCUCGGCUGCAGGGAGGGUUAUUGGCAAAGGGGGCAAAACUGUCAAUGAGCUGCAGAACCUGACGGCUGCAGAGGUGGUGGUUCCACGGGAUCAGACCCCUGAUGAGAACGAGCAGGUCAUUGUGAAGAUCAUCGGGCACUUCUAUGCCAGCCAGAUGGCGCAGCGCAAAAUCCGGGACAUCCUGGCCCAGGUGAAGCAGCAGCAUCAGAAGGGACAAAGCGGCCAGCUGCAAGCGAGGAGGAAAUGA
Centrocercus urophasianus (Greater sage-grouse) is the source of this 1752-nucleotide messenger RNA. RefSeq names its product insulin like growth factor 2 mRNA binding protein 1 (gene IGF2BP1). The transcript has 15 exons. Lineage: Eukaryota; Metazoa; Chordata; Aves; Galliformes; Phasianidae. The record is from RefSeq and is a predicted model, not a curated record. Gene Ontology annotation, cellular component: cytosol; nucleus; cytoplasm. Gene Ontology annotation, biological process: regulation of gene expression; nervous system development. Gene Ontology annotation, molecular function: mRNA 3'-UTR binding. Bases 1 to 1752 code for a protein of 583 amino acids.